Molecule: messenger RNA, 1470 nt
Organism: Plasmodium coatneyi
Lineage: Eukaryota; Apicomplexa; Aconoidasida; Haemosporida; Plasmodiidae
Exons: 5
Coding region: 358-1470 (370 amino acids)
Biological process (GO): protein folding; positive regulation of ATP-dependent activity
Cellular component (GO): cytosol
Molecular function (GO): ATPase activator activity; protein-folding chaperone binding
Source: RefSeq, a predicted model, not a curated record
AUUUCAAGUCCACCGUCGCGUCAUCGCAAAGGAGAAAAAAGAGAAACACCCGUCGUUCUGCCUAUCCGCUUCUUUUUCCUUUCCACAUAAACUCCACCUUAAAGAGGUAGAAGUUGGAUGAACUUCCCUCCGCACGAACGUUGUACAUUUUUUCCUAGGCGUGAUUUACCUGCACUGUUCAUAUUAUUUUUCGCAACAUUCUCCGGAACGUUUCCAUCAUUUGUGAAGACCUUUGCGGGAAGCCAAUUUCACCUCGCGUGCUGCGCCAGAGGGGCUAAACGAAAUCACAUUUUUUGUAAGGAGGCUACUGGACGGCAAACCGUGCCGUAGCAGGUGUAUAGAACGCGUAACGAGCAAAUGGCGGGAUCUGUUUGGAACAGAAACAGCUGGCACUGGGAAGAGAAGAACUAUAACAAAUGGGGAGAGUCCUACAUAAAAAAUAAACUGUCCGAUUUGAAAAUCGAAAAGGAAGGCCUUUCCGUCUACUUCGACAGGGUGGACAUUUCCGGAAAUGCCUCCGUGUCCAUCCGGAAGGGAAAACAAAUAAACUCCUUCGAGUACGUAAUAAAGUUCGACUGGGCCUUCUCCAAAAAGGGGGAAGACAAGGAAUACGCUGGAGGGACCGCAGAAAUUUUGGACUUUUCAAAUUGUUCCGUUGAGGACAACGACUACGCCAUCAACGUUGAGCUGAUUGGAGACAAGGAGGAGUCCACACGCGCCUACGACAUUCUGAGGAGGGAGGGAAAGGAGAAAAUAAAAAAUGCCUUGAAGGAUUUCCCAGCGGAUCUACUGAAGCAUGACUCGAACGAAUGUAAUUUUUGCGCGCUCGGAGGAAGAAGUGCAAACAAGGAACAGAAGAUCCUAGCCGAGGAAGAGGAAAAACUGCAAAAGGCAAAGCUGCAAAACGUGCAACAAAACCAACCACAAGGCGCAGCUGCAAAUAGUAUGAACAGUGUGAACAAUGCGAACAGCGCAAACCACGUAAAGGAAAGCAAAGAGGAGGAAAAAAAAGAAGGGUCCAUUUGGAACAUCAACAACUACCAUUGGGAAGAGAAAUGCCUAACCAAGUGGGCCCAGGAGGAAUUAAAAAAUAUGCUAGACAGCUCCACAAUACAACUGAGCAAUAACAUUUCUUUGCAACUGUUCAGUUCUGAAGUUGACGGUGAAGCUUCUUCCAGUUUGCGAAAAAAAAAAAAAAUAAUAAUUUACGACUUAAAAAUUAAUUCCGAAUGGAAAGCUUUUAAAAAGAAUAAAAAUGGCCAAGUCGAAAUGGAGGUCACGGGGCACGUCAUUGUGAAUGACGUCAUUUCGGAUUUCUCCUCUCACGACGAUAGCAAGUACACAUUUCAGUUCGUCUUUGACAGUGCCCGACCGGAGGGAGCGGCCAUGAACGAGGUGAUUAGGAAGGAGGGACCAGCGCAGAUCGAGAAGAUAAUAGAAGCCUUUAUUUCGAAGAUGAUGGAGAAGUAA